Messenger RNA from Sphaerodactylus townsendi, 5452 nucleotides. It is a transcript of the gene MIMS1, whose product is annotated as family with sequence similarity 210 member A. The transcript is spliced from 4 exons. The record is from RefSeq and is a predicted model, not a curated record. Lineage: Eukaryota; Metazoa; Chordata; Lepidosauria; Squamata; Sphaerodactylidae. Bases 208 to 1050 code for a protein of 280 amino acids. Gene Ontology annotation, cellular component: mitochondrion.
CGUCCACAACGCUUCCCUAAGGCGCAUGCCCUCUCCGAGAGGGCGGGGACAGAAGAUGGGAGCACGUUGUAACUUGGAGGGUCAGUGGAGGGAAGGCGAGCUCAGAAGGGAACGAGAGUGGCGGGCCUAGAGCGCCUUCGCUGCUGUGCCCAGUGAGGAAUGUGGGUCUAUUAAAAAGGUGCCGCAUACCACAGUAUCUUCAAUGUAAUGAUGCCAUCAACCAGAAUGCAGAGAUCCUUUCAGCUGGCAUAUAGGACGUAUUUGAUAUCUCAUCGCACCAGUAUCUUUCACUGCUUGAAAGGACAACCCUCUUCACUUAAUUCUAGACAUAAAAUAGUAUGCUUGGCUCCAAACUCCCAACAUCGGUGUCUACAUGCAUCUGUUACUGUUUGUGUUUCCAAAGAAAGGGAAUCUUUGGGGAAAAUAACAUCCCAACCGGAAGCGUCUCAUUCUAAAGAACUGGAAAAAACCUCACAUACCACAACAGAUAACUUAACCCAGGGAGCUUCUGUAAGCUCAAGUUCGCCAGAGCUUGAUCCCUUACAAGAUAAGUCAAUCAGUCUUGUGCAGAGAUUCAAGAAAACUUUUAAGCAGUAUGGAAAAGUUUUGAUUCCAGUACAUCUUUUGACUUCCAGCAUAUGGUUUGGAGCCUUUUACUAUGCAUCUUUAAAGGGAGUAAAUGUAGUUCCUUUCCUCGAAUUCAUAGGACUGCCUGAAAGCAUUGUAAAUAUACUAAAGCAUUCUCAGAGUGGCAAUGCAUUGACGGCAUAUGCAAUGUACAAGAUUGCAACUCCAGCCAGAUACACAGUGACCUUAGGUGGAACCUCCAUCACUGUGAAGUAUCUUCGUAAGCAUGGCUACAUGUCCACACCGCCUCCAGUUAAAGAAUACAUUCAGGACCGAAUGGAAGAAACGAAAGAGCGUCUUUCAGGGAAAAUGGAGGAAACCAGAGACAUGAUAAGUGAGAAAAUGGAAGAAACAAAGGAGAAAAUAACAGAAAAGAUACAGGAAACCAAAGAAAAAGUUUCAUUUAUUAAAAAGAAAGAAUAAGAUUGAAGAGGUAGUAAAGAAAAAACUAACACAUAUUAAACCCUCCGGCAAUCUUGGAAUAUGUGUGAUGCCUGCUUCUGUUUCUGCUUUAGUUGUUUUGAUUGACUAGAAAAUGCCCGUUGUCUAUAAACUGAAGUUGGGCCAGUAUUUAAUGCUUAUACCCAAAAAUUAUCAAAAUGUGUCUUUGGGUUAGUAUAUUGUAAAUACAACAGGAAUGGGCUUCAGAGCUAGGUGUUUUUGGGUCUGCCUAGUUGAAGACCAUCAAAACUGGAUCCAUAUGGAGAAAUUAAAAAGGUUGUCGACAUACCCUUUCUUGUUGUCAUCAUCUACCAGAUCAGAGGCAAACAAAUGGAAUGGUUGGGGGCAUGGAAGCAAUGUAUCUUUGGGAGGAAAGGGUAAAUCAUUUAAUAUUGUAAAUUAAACUUAACACUCUCACAAGGUCAGGGAACUAUUAAAUGAUAUAUUUACCCAUGCUGUUUGUUAUUAAAAGUUGACUUAAAACAGAGUGUUAGAAUGAGCAAAAUUAUACUGCUCUUACAUAUUUACAAAACAGAAUGGGCAGUGAUUCUUCCAUGAUUAGCCUCAAACCAAUGUUGAAUUUCAUGCCAAUGAUAGAAGUUUUUCAAAAGAAUGGCCCUGACCUGGAUAGCUCAGACUAGCCUGAUCUUGUCAAAUCUCAGAAGCUAUGCAUAGUUCACCCUGGCAAGUAUUUGGAUGGGAGACCUCAAAAGAACACCAGGUCGUGACACAGAGGCAAGCGUUGGCAAACCAUCUCUGAACAUCUCUUGGCUUGAAAAUCCUAGCAGAGGUCACCAUAAGUCAGCUGUGACUUGAUGGCAAUAAAAAGACAAUUGUGUGCUUGUGGAACUAGAUGUUCACAGUUCUGUAGCUCAGACGGCAAAUGCUGCUGCCUUUCCCAUGGAAAAAUCUCAUAAUUCUGCUAGAGAGUAAACAAUCUUUGCUAUACCAGUCUGUAUUUUGUUGUGAUAUGGAUAAAGCAGAAAAGGGUGGGAUCUUGAUUUUGGUGGUUGAAGCAGUAGUCCCUGACCAAACCAUCACAUUAUCACUUUAAAUGUUUCUGUGGUUAAAAAAACCCAACAUACCUAUGGUAAAGCAGUGGAUCAGACCGCUGUACCAGAGCAAGAGAAGAAAGCCAAUCUAUUCACAAAGCCUUUUGUGCAUGUAUAAGUGCUUUAUUGCAAUCAUAGAAAGUGUAAAAGCGUUUUUCUUUGAAAUUAUUACAGGAUUGUGACUGAAGCAGUUCAUUUUGUAAUUCAGCUAUCUUAAAACUGCAUGGGAAAAGUAUAAAAACAUAUUUGUCUCCUUACAGAUUUCUUUCUGUCAUUCUGGUCAAGUUACAUCACCUUUGCCACUGCAGUUCAUCUUAUAAAGAUUUUGUUUCAGAGGCUGGAUAAAAGUUUUCAGAAUUUUGAUGGGGAAUUGCAAGUCUUAUGUUUAAAACAGGGCCUCCUAGCUUUAGUAUAUCUUUCUUAGGAAAUUAUGUGGCUUAUGUUUUUUGUGGUAAAGUCCAGUGCAGAAAUAAACACUUUUCAUCAAGCCAUCUCAUCAGGUAGUGCUGUUGAGAGCUUGAAGCAAGAUCCAGUAUGAUAUAAUAACCAAGCAUUAACUUUCUUCAAGGGUUCAGAAAGUCAAUGGGAUUUCUGGCCCUGUUCCCUGGACAGUCAUUCAGCAUAAAAGUAGGUCCAUUCUGCUGUUCAUUUUACCUGAACAUGCUUCCUGUGGUGGCAGUUGAACUGGUAAGGUAGAACUUCACCAAGUUUUGUCAGGCAUUGGGGUCUGUUCAUUUCUGGAGAAGAUGCUACUGAGACGGAAGGCCUAAAUCUUCAUUUUUUGUUUUUAAUGUGAUUUUGAAAGCAUCUGAAGCAUUGUAAAAAAAGAAAAAGAAACUAUAGAAAAUAAGAGACCUGGAUAGGGAGUUUAGGCUGGCUUUUUUAAAAGCUAAAGGUGAUGUCAUUUUUAAUUAUUUAAAUUGACCCAAGUUUGUUUAAUAUGAAAGUACUGACUAGUACCCUUGGAUCCAAGCUUAUUUUGUUUUCUCAAAAGAAACAUGGAAAUUUGCUUUGCAAAAUAAUGGCCCAUUCCGCACAGAUCACACAAGCAGGGGUGCACUGGCAUAGUCUAAGCUGAUGCACCCUGAGGGCUGUUCGCAUGAUGCACAGGCCACUCCGCCCCCGGUGCCCUUUUACCUCCUGUCAGCUCCUGUUGUUCUGUGGAGGCCAGGGGACAUGCCCCCGUGACCAUAGCAACGCCUCUGGGGUCGGAGGCUAGGAGGCGUGUCCCCUGGCCUCCACAGAGCGACCGGAACCGACAGGAGGUAAAAGGGCACCGGGAGCGGAGUGGGGAAAGCAUCAGCUUCCAUUCGAUGCCGUUUGCUUGGCACUGGAUGGAAGCCGGCAUUUUCAAAAAGACUCGCUCUAUGAGUCAAGAAAAUGCCAUUGUGGGCGGGAAACACCUGUGCAAUCUUCUCCCCCGCAACGGUGUUUUUACUGGUCCCACACCAGUCUAAAUGGCCCCUGCGGAAUGGGGCGAUGAUUGUACCAAUGUUAUUUGACCUCAGGGCCUAUUUUAAUUCUACAUAAAAAUUAACCAGCAGUGUAGAACUGUCCUGAUGGGGUCCUGGUCUGUGGGUUGCAACUUAGAAAGCAAUAAAUGCAUAGUAGUGGCUUCCCUUCGUUGUUUUUUCUUUACUUACAAGUUUUCACAAAAGUAUUCAGGCAAAGUCUAUAUUUAAAGUGCUACAGCCUUUUCCCCUCAGCUUGUUCCGCUGGCAAUGAUAAAGAGUUUGAAAUUUUUAACUGGUGAUAAGGGAAGUAUGUCAAAUUAGUUCAGUUGAUUUAUAAAUCGAAAUAAACAAAACUAAUUGGGAGCAGUGUGUUGUUGCUAGUGCUACGUACAAUAACCAUUCAUUUUCAUGGGACCUUCCCUGGAGCUCUGCACCACCUAUGUUCAAGUAGCACUGAACAGAAAUAUUGAAUGGGUCACUCAUCAUUUCAACCACUGUAAUUCCUAAGUGUUUUUUAAUUUAUUUUAUCCUCUGCAACUGGAGCUUGAUGGGAUUAAUAUUUCAAACCUCAUAAUUUGGAUUAAGUUACUUAUGCCACAUCAUUGUUAGGCUUUUAUGUUGGGGCCUAAAGGGAUCUGUUAGCAGUAUAUUGAAAUAAUAAAGGGGAGUUAAAGCAAACACUGUUGCUACAAAUGUUAUAUGCAUGCACAGGAAAUCUGCAAGCAUUUGCAUGGCUUAUUCAUUUUUCUCUGUCUUUUUCUUCAUGCUAUUUUGUCUUUCUGGCAGCCGCCAUCUCCUCUCCCCUUUACCUACUUUCUUCUCUCCUUCCCAUACACCAACCAAAGUUUCUUCCAUCUGCCCACUUUCAAUGUUGUUAUUUCUUUACUUCAUUUACACCAUACAUUUCUGUCCAAUAUGGACCCAAAGCACUUUACAUAAUUUCCCAUUUUGUCCUUACAACAGCCUUGUGAAGUAGGUUAGGGAGGGAGAGAGUCCCUUGCGCAAGCUCACAUCAAGCUUCCAUGGCAGAGUGAGUAUUUGAACCUCCAUCUCCCAGAUCCUAAUCUGACAUUUGUAACUAUUACUCCAUAUUGACUCUUAGCAUUUCCUCCUUUCUUCUCCCUGGCAGCCUCUCCCUAGGAAAAGUUUGCCCCAGUUGGAAAAGUCAUGUAGUAGCAAGUCACUCAGCUGAGUUGUGUGGUAGACCCUGCCAGGUCUGGCAAAGUCUUACAAGUUGUGUAUAAGCUUCUAUUGGGCCCAGGUAAGUAGUUCAGUAACCAGUGCCACAUCACAGGCGAAUUGUCGUAGCAAACUGCCCAGUGAUUGUUGCAGGGUCUAGUUCAAUGAGUCCUUCCUGAAGAGGAGGAGGAGCAGAGACGACUGGGAAAUCACAUAGUCCUAGAAAGGACUUUUCCCCAACCUUUUACAGAUGGGAACCAAGAUUUGAAGGCUUGCAAUAUUGUUACUGUUGCUUAGCAACCGCCAUAGUGGCCACUGAGGUCUGAGAGCAUCAUUUCUCAAAGGUGGUGGUAAUGCUUCUGUUAUGGGAGAGUUUAAAAAGAUUUUCCUGCAAAUCUGGGGGCUUUUUCAAGUUUAUAGAAAAAUCUGUCUUGUUUAUACAUGACUUCGGUCCCUAGAUUUAUGUAUUCACCAAUUGGUCAUGUUGAGAAUAAUUUAUAUUUGUCAAAAUAGUUCUUUUAAAGCAAUUAUGUAACAUACAUCCAGUGAUUUGUUUUCUUUAACUGCUCCAUAUCCCUGUUGUAGAGGUUAUUGUACACAAGACUGACUUCUGUUUACUGCAGCUCUUCCCAAAGCACUAACAUUACUGUUCUGAAAAGUAAAUGUGUAGCUGCAUAAUAAAUACCAUAUUACACCGCA